Messenger RNA from Chrysemys picta bellii (western painted turtle), 1350 nucleotides. Lineage: Eukaryota; Metazoa; Chordata; Testudines; Emydidae. The record is from RefSeq and is a predicted model, not a curated record.
CCUUACAGCUGCCCCCCGCCCCAAAGUGGCUGCAUCUCAGUGCCAGGUGAACUGUCCCCGUUUGGCGUUGUGCGGCUGUUCCCCAGCUGCCCCGCCCCAGAAGUGGCUGCAUCUCAGCGUCCCUGUACAGCCAGCAUUGCUGUGCAGCUGUUCCCUAGGUGCCCUGCCCCACAGCCGCUUGUCCUCGCCUGUAGUUCAUUGUGAUGCGGAGAAUGGUUUGGCCGGUUGUAAAUUCAAGGGCGGCUUUGCUUCCUGGUGACUGACAAAGGCUCAUGAACACACAGGCUUCCUUUGUCUUUCCUUUUGUCAGAGAGGAAAUUGCUCUCCAGUCUGCUCAGGGUUCCCACAAGCCACAACCCUGAGGGAGGAACCCAGGCAUCCGGGGUAGCAAAGCCGUAAAUUAUAGCCCUGGGAGUCGGCACCUGCCACAGAGGGGUCAUUCAGUCUGGGCCUGGGUGGGGACAUCUGGCCCAGGCCUUUUGAGAGCGGGAGGGCUCGGGAUGUGGCAGGGCUGGGACCCAGGAGUCCGGGACCACAGUGCUGGGGGUUCAUCUCAAGAGGGCCCCGCAUCUCCCAGGGAGCAAGGGGGAUGGGAAGCAGGCGUCCAGAGCAGAGAGAAAGGAUUGGGCCUGAUGGAGUGGGGCCGGGCCCGGCAGGUCUAUCUGGUGACGGGCGGCUGCGGGUUCCUGGGCUCCCAUCUGGUGCGGAUGCUGGUGGAGCGGUCGCCCAACGUGGCCGAGGUGCGCGUCUUCGAUCUGCAGCUGGAUCCGGCCCUGCGGCAGCUGGGGACAGACAAGGUGAAGGUGACCCUGAUCUUGGGGGACAUCAGUAGCCCCACGGACGUUGGGGCUGCCGUGAAGGGGGCGGACGUGGUGAUCCACGCAGCCAGCUUGGUGGACGUGUGGGGCAGGGUCCCACCCGAGAAGAUCACGGAGGUGAACGUUCACGGGACCAAGAACGUGAUUGAUGCCUGCAUCGAGCAUGGGACCCAGUAUCUGAUCUACACCAGCAGCAUGGAGGUUGUUGGCCCCAACACCAAGGGGGAUCCCUUCUACAGGGGGAAUGAGGACUCGGCCUAUGAUGCCCAGCACGAGCAGCCAUACCCCCUGAGCAAGGCGCAGGCCGAGCGCAUGGUCAUCGAGGCCAAUGGGACACCUCUGGGGGGUGGCCGGUGGCUGGUGACCUGCGCCCUGCGCCCCACGGGGAUCUAUGGGGAGAAACACCCGCUAAUGAAGGAAUUCUACGAGAAGGGGCUGCAGACGGGACGGAGGCUGCUCCGGGCCAUUCCUGUCAGCACCGAGCAUGGCCGGGUCUACGUGGGUGAGUGACAACCCGAUGCCCCUCACUCCC